Molecule: messenger RNA, 11900 nt
Organism: Athalia rosae (coleseed sawfly)
Lineage: Eukaryota; Metazoa; Arthropoda; Insecta; Hymenoptera; Athaliidae
Gene: Smr
Exons: 17
Coding region: 1601-8953 (2450 amino acids)
Biological process (GO): regulation of transcription by RNA polymerase II
Source: RefSeq, a predicted model, not a curated record
UUUUUUCUUUUAUUAUACUUAUUAGAAUUACAUUUUUAUUCUUAUAUAUUUUAAUAGCUAGAAAUGCGCAAAGCGUUCCGUUGAAGCGCGUAGCUCAGCUCGGCUAUGGUUCCCAACUCUACACAGGCACAGGGUGCUACAGGGUAGGCCAAAAUGACUGACUCUGCCUCGCCUUGGCGUUCGUUCGCCUGUUCAGACGGCGAGCUCCCGCGCAUGCAACUAACUCUCACAGAUUUUCGUUGAUAUUUUACCAUGUGACGUGGAUAGAUUUUUGCGGAAAAGUUUAUACGGUGAAAAAAACGGUGCCGAUUCGGUUGAUCAGUGAUUCGUCGAUAUCUCUUCACAAUUAGGUGUUGCAAACGCAGCAGGAAAAAGAGCCCCGAAAGAAAGAGAUCCGCAAAGAAACAGAAUUUCUUUAUGAAAAAAAGCGAGCCCAGCCCGCAUGGAAGGAUAUCUAGCUAACCCUACCUAACACGAUCGAACCGAAUCCGAGCAAACUCAAGUUGAUCUUUACGGAUCGCGAGGCUAAGCCGAGUAAAGAGGAACGUAACGAAAAUCAAAUAUCCACGUCUAACGAAUAUAUAAAUAAAAUUUUCGGGUUCGAGAUAUCGGUUCUAAUGGUAACAUCUGCAGACGAACGAUUUCUCACAUGGGAACUGAGGAGUGUCGUACGUACGUAUAAAGUAAAUGCUUCGAUCGGAGUGGAGUGAAUAUAAUAAUAACGAUAAUAAUUCACCGAUAUCUUUCAACACCGUUAUGACUUCGUUGAAAAAAUCCAACGAAACGUGUGUAUCUUACAAAAGUGCGUGUGAUAAAAUAAUAAUAACUUAUACAUUGUGCCGUGUGAUGUUUAAUAACGAUUGUGAUAGUAUUUCGUCUAGGCGAUGCAGCGUGAGUUGCAACGUUAUGGCGCAAGGAGAAUAAUAAAAUUAUUAAAAAAGAAAGAUAUGCGGAUUUUUUCGCGACGGUUGAAAAAAUUGGAAGACGCGAGGCAGGGAAGGGCGGACCGCGCGCCGCCCAAUCGGUGAUAGAGACGCGCCCGAUAUAUUCCUCGUCAAUUUCUAACGUUCGAUUAUUAUCGCAAAUAUUAUUGUUGUUGCGAUUAUUUAUAUCGGUGUCAUUGCUACUGCUAUUAUUUUUUAACUUUUAUUAUUAUCACUAUUAUCAUUAUUAUCAUUAUUAUUAUUAUUAUCACUAUUACUACGAUUAUUAUUUUUUAUUCUUUAAACCAAGUUAACGUUCGCGCGCGCGUUUUGUAAAAUUAUAUCGAAAAUAAAGAUUUACAAAAUUCUACAAAAAUUUACAAAAUAAAAACGUGCAAAAAUUGUAAAGUGAAUGCGACAUAAUUAUUAUUAUCAUCAUCAUCAUCGCCACCACCACCAUUAUCAGUUUAUUGUUACAUAUUAGUGCGCGAGUUCAUUAUACGUGAAAAGUUAAUAAACGGAAUAUAAGUGAUAAGAAGAUAGAAACGAAAAAUAAAAAUAAAAUAAAAAAAAAAAGUGGAAAAAGAAUAAAGAAGAGAAGGACGAGAAGGAGAAUAACUGGAUGAUCAUUGGACGAGAGUAUAUAAAUGUUAACAGUGAUACACGUCUAAAAGUAUAUGUUGCAUAAUGCGUUGGAUGUGAUGGAGGCGGUAGGCAAACAAGUCCAGGUCGUGGGUGGACUCGGCGUCGGUGGUCCGGUCGGGGGUGAUCUCCACCAUCAUCAUCAUCCCCACGGAGCUCAUGGACACCCUCUCGUUACCACGGCCACCCCGCCAAGGGUUCAGCCUCAGACGCAGCACAAUCAACAUCCUCCGCCCAGAUCCACGCCCGUACAACUCCACAGAUCGACGCAGGAGUACAUCAGCAUCAAGGGCAGUAGUCCCGUGUCACCGAGGGCUGGAGGACCCUACGUGGGUCCCGGAGGACCGCCGGGCGGGGGUGGCGGAGCGAUUGGUCCACCAGGAAGCGGAGGUGGCGGAGGUAAUCCCGGCGGAGGAUACGUCGCCGUACCCGGGAACCUCCGUUACGUUCAUCCUUAUCCUCCUCCCCCGUCGACACCCGUCAACCAGACUCCGCCACCCCUACCACAAUCGGGCACAACAGCCUACAGCAGGGAAGCCUACAGGAAUGCAGCGUCUAGUGUAAACGAGAGGGUGGCCAUCAGCGUCAGCAGCAGUCCUGUGUCUCAGGUUGGAGUUGGUCACGGGGGUGGUGAUUACGUUGUCAGUACUCGACCCCGGAUAUCUCUGCUUCCGCCGUCGUCUGUUGCCCCUGCGCCGGUUUCCGCUGCUCAGGAGUAUCACAGUGCCGGGUCUAGGACGCAACGAGGUCUCAUGCCGGUGCAAACGAAUCAAUAUUGCACCAGACCUGUCGACAUUUCCACUCUUCAGGAUGGACCUGCAUUCAAAAAAAUCCGAUUGAGUCUGCCUCAGUCCUCGAUGCAAACUCAGAAUUCCGAUGUUUGCAUCAAACAGGAACACAUACAGCUACAGCAACCCCUCAGGAUAGAUACCAGGAAGCAGCCGACAGCAGGAGCGUAUACGCCGCAAACCGAGGCUAUUUCACCAACUUUACCAGAACCUGGUACACAGGAAGAUGCGCAGUUCAGGAGUACAAAGGAUGAUUUGCUGCAACAAAUAGCCAAAGUCGAUCGGGAGAUAGCGAAAGCUGAGUCCCAAAUCAUUAAGCUUAAGAAAAAACAGCAGGAGCUUGAAGAGGCAGCGAACAAACCUCUCGAACCUCCUGGCUUGAAGCGGCCGGUCGAAGAACAGUCUCAACAGCCUAAACAUCAGUCUCUCGCUCAGAAGAUUUAUGCCGAGAACAGAAGAAAAGCUCAAGAAGCUCACAUUCUUCUGGACAGACUGGGUCCGAGAGUUGAACUGCCACUGUAUAACCAGCCUUCGGAUACCCCAAUAUACCAAGAAAACAAAAGUAGGCAUCAAGCGUGUAUGAGAGCUAGGCUUGUGGCAAGGUUGAGGAGAGAGCAUGCGGAACGUGCUUCCCUUCACAGACAACAGUCCCAUACGUAUGCCACUUUGGUUCAAGAAUGGCAUCGUAAGGUUGACAGGCUAGAGGGGACUCAGAAGAAAAAGACUAAGGAAAGUAAAAAUCGCGAGUUCUUCGAAAAAGUCUUUCCUGAGUUACGUAAGCAACGGGAAGAUAAGGAGCGGUUCAAUCGAGUAGGAGCUCGUAUUAAGAGUGAAGCGGAUCUUGAAGAAAUUUUGGAUGGCUUACAGGAACAGGAGAUGGAAGACAAAAAGAUGCGAUCGUAUGCAGUGAUACCUCCACUCUUAUUGGAUACCAAGCAGAGACGAAUCGCCUUCCAAAAUCGCAAUGGUCUUCUUCAACCAGAGGAACUCGAAGCUCUUCAUAACGAACGUCGUCUAAUAAAUGUCUGGGGUCCUAUGGAACACGAGCUUUUCAAGGAGAAAUACUUACAACACCCUAAAAACUUCGGAGCAAUAGCUCAAUCUCUAGAACAUAAAAAUGUACCAGAUUGCGUGCUUCACUAUUAUCUCACGAAAAAGACAGAAAACUACAAACAACUACUGCGGAAGUCCAGACAACGUACGCGUAGCUCUAGAAAUAAUCCUAAUAACAAGGUGAACAAUAGUAAUUCGGGAAUCGGGCCAAUAGAUAUUCUUUCUACUGGUGUUACGACGAGGCUUCAAAGAGAACAACAACAAAAAACCCAGGAAAACCCUCAAGCCAAUGCGACGACGAGUACAACCAGUACCACCACGACAGCAACGACAACGACGGCAGCUACGACGGUUAGUACGUCCGCUGCUGCUACUGCGACAUCCUCGAGUACGUCGACUUCAAAUACCUUAGCGGAUGCAAGCAUAACGACAUCGACUACGACAACCAAUACGCUUACCACUACUGCCACGACGAGCGUUGCUACUACCACCAUAACGACUAGUACGAAAGAUGCUAAAGAUGCGAAUAAAGAAAAUAAAGAUAGUAAAGAAGGUCUCAUAAAAGAAAUCAAAGAGGAAUCACAGUCCAGUUCGGAAACCGCGUCGGGGAAAGACACCAAAAUCACAAUAGACAACAAGACAGCUUUGUCAACGUCGAUGAACGUUGUUACUCCCAGCAUCCUAUCGUCGCAGACUGAUGUCAAAGAAAAAAAGAAACCUGGUACGGGUAAUGCGGGUAACCUAGGUCGAACUAAGGAUAAGAAGAAGGAGAAUCACGCGACUCCUAUGGAGACUAGCGACGAAGAAGCGGUCCAUCCUAUGGAAACAAUCGAAGGUGGAAGACAGCUAGGACCACACAAUUGCGUUGUCUGCCAAACCACGGUCGAAGGUGGAGGACAAAGCCGCGCGCUGGCCAGAAGUCAAGCUUCCCAGUAUGGAUUGAGGGAUGAUCAAGUUCCGCUUGGGGCUCGUGUUUGUAAUACCUGUAGAUGCAAAGUUGUUCGCGGACGUUAUACCGCAUGUCCACUACCCGGUUGCCCGAAUUUAAAUAAUGCAAAUUCGAACUCGAAGACUAGGGUGAAGCGACUCCGCGCUCUACCUCCCAAAUGGAAUGAUCUUCCACCAGAGAUUCGAGAUCCGGUCAUACAGGAAUUUCAAAUUCCAAGUAACGUGACAAAAUGCUGUUCGGCAUGUUUUAAUCGAAUAUCGAGACGUUUGGCGCCUCAUCUCACGGGGAGUGCGGAUAACGUCGAGGAUGCGGAUGGUCCGGGACGACAAUGGACGGACGAAGAAUUGGAGCAAUUAAAACGAGCUCUACGGGAGCACGGUACAAAUUGGCCCAAGGUGUCCGAACAGAUAUCUGGGAAAACGAAUCAUCAGUGUAAAAACUAUUAUUUAACAUACCGGAAAAAAUUGGGACUCGAUCAGUUGGUCGCGGAAUAUUAUCAAACACUUGGUGAAGAGAGGCGGCCUUGUCUCACAGACGAAGAAGAGAGCGGAAGUAGCACAAGUAGCUGCGACGAAUUGGCUGUGCAUGAUUCGAGCGACACGGCAAGUGCCGGUAGUCCGACAAAUACAAUUGCAAGUGCCGGUAUGCCUGUUGUUGUAACGACAAAUACUGUCAUGUCCUUGCCGAUGCCGCUACAACAGACCGGAGAUUCAAAACAUACGGAAAAACUUGCAGAUAUGGCAGUUGUCUCGUUAGUACCACCACCGGUAGCUAUAGUAACUCCUCAACAACCGUCUACUGGAGGUGGCCCACCACCAGUAGCCAAUAGAGAGGAUUAUGACAGUUCAGCUACGGAGACGGCGGACGAGGGUCAGGGUGGUACCGAGUUAGAUAACCCUAGCAUUGUGGUUACAUUGAGUUCAACGACGAAUACUUCCACUGUUCUGCAGCAACAGCAACAGCAGCAAUUACUGCCGACUCAUUCACCUCCUCCAAAGCCAGCUAACAGUAAUCCCUUAACUGUUAAGGAUUUGAUGCUCGGCGUGAUAGAAAUGCAAUUUAAACGGAACCCAAAUAGUCCUGCUGGCAAUAACUCAAAUAUUUCCGUUAGUAGUUCUGGUACUCCAACUAUCUCAAGUAUACUCAAAACGGAUCAUCGUAGUGAUAUCAGCUUUGUUCGCGACUACAAACCUACAACUAUCCCACCUGGUUCCAGUAGGGAUUCGGGUCUUGCUACAUUAUCAGUUGUCUCCAGUACUCAUCAUGGGCAUCAUUCCACACCUAGUCCGCAACAAAUCGGUCAAAUGCAAGCUACCAUCACACCUUGUCCACCUCCACCAUCCGGAAGUCAAAAUCAAUCUUCAGACCUUUUGCCCAAGGAAGGACUAGUUGUGAUGCAAGUACAACAAGCUUUACGUGAGACUGAAGGUGUAACACUAGAUCUGAGUAUAAAAAAGCCUAGACAACAACAUGAGUAUAAUCAUUCGUUGCAACCACCUCAUAAACCACCACCAGUCACUCUGUAUCGAACCGAACCACCACCAGGAACAUAUUAUCAUCCUCAUUCUCAUCCCGAGCAAAGUCGGGGUGCCAAGAGUCCGCACGUGUACACCUCUUCUCCUAGGCCACAAGCUCCGUUAACACCUAAAAUGAAUAAAGUUACUGUUCCACCACCACAUCCGAAAUUAUCACCAAAGUUAGGAAGUAUUACAACCGGUCAUAAAGGUGGUUCCAUCACACAUGGUACCCCUGUGUCCGGUGCCCGGUACGAGGGACUUCUUAGACAAAUGACCCCCCCAGGACCGGGAAGUGCUGGUGGUCAAGGACCUAAAGAAACUGGCUCUAUCACGCAAGGAACACCCGUCCAUCCGUUUGCCACAAACGACAAGCGGGCACCCAUGUAUGAUUAUCAUCGACAGAUUCGGGUGCCACCUACUUCGUCGGCUCCUGUUUCCAGUCAAAGUCAAAGUCAGGGACAAGGACAAGGAGUAGUAGUGACGCACGGUUCGCAGGGGUAUAAUUCUUACCCUCCACGACCUCCACCAAGUUAUACGAUGGAGCAACAACUUGCUUCAAGGCAGGUUAUAAUAAACGAUUACUUUUUGAGUCAACAAAUGCAUGCUAGAACUCGCGGAAACAGUGGAGCAGAGACUGGAACUAAGAACGAAGCACCUUCUCCUAUUUAUUAUGCUGGUACACCACCUCCGCCGCCACAGCACCCUCAACCACGUCAAGGUGUUAUACAAAGGCACAACCCACAGAAGCAACAUCAUUACGCUCCACCACCUCCCGGGCUUGAGGCGUUUUCGAGUUUAGUGGAGGUUGCAGUGCAACAGCCAAAUCUUCCUGUACCCCACCCGCAUCCUCAUUCAACCGGUGGAGGUGGGGGGCACGAAGGUCUUGGUAAAACAAUGGCUGAUCGAUUAAUGGCAGAUAGGUACAAUGAGAAUCGGCCACUCCGCGACCAAGAAACGCGCUUGCAAGAACAUCGAUUGGCAAUGCAACAGGCAGAACAUCGAAUAGUUGUUGCUCAACAACGGGAAAGAGAGCGAGACCGAGAACGAGACUUUGUUCACGUUAGAGAGAAAGACGAGCACCGGUUACAGAGGGACAAAGAAAUACAACAGCACGAACAUCGGUUUGUUGUACAACAUCAUCAUCAACAGCAGCAACAGCAACAGCAGCAACAACAACAGCAACAACAACAACAACAACAACAACAACAACAGCAGCAGCAGCAGCAGCAGCAGCAACAACAGCAACAACAGCAGCAGCAACAGCAACAACAACAACAACAACAACAACAACAACAACAACAACAACAACAACAACAACAACAACAGCAGCAGCAGCAGCAGCAGCAGCAGCAGCAGCAGCAGCAGCAGCAGCAUAGGGAAAAAGAACUCCAGCAACAGGAACACCGUUUGGCUGUGCAACAACAACGUGAAAAAGAAAUGCAACACGAACAUCGGUUAGCGGUUCAUCAGAAAGAACUACAACAAAUGGCUGCUGCUCAAAGGGAAAAGGAACACCAGGAUCAUCGAUUAGCAGUUCAGCAGCGUGAAAAAGAAAUGCAACAAGCUGAGCAUCGUCUCGCUUUUCAACACCAGAGGGAGAGGGAUUUAGCUCAUAUUCAGCAACAACAAAUCCAACAACAUCUACAACAGCGCAUGGAAGCAGAAAGAAGACAACAUAUGGCACAAAUCUACAGAGAUCAACAGCACCAGCAACUAGAUAGAGAAUCAACGAGAAUCCUGGGAGGUAGUUUUCCUUCUUCAAGACAUCAACAGCAGCAACAACAACAGCAGCACCCACAGGUGCAGCAACAUCAACAACAACAACAACAACAACAACAACAACAAGUACAGCAACAACAGCAGGUACAACAGGUACAACAGCAGCAGCAGGUACAGCAACAGCAACAACAACAGCAACAACAACAACAACAACAACAGCAACAACAGCAGGCAACAGCUCGACAAAAUCAAUUGUCAGUUAACCAACAACCAGGAGAAACUUCAUCAACCUUAACAGCAGCGAGUCUAAUCGACGCCAUCAUUACGCAUCAGAUUAACCAGAGUUCUGACAAUUCAGGGGGGACCUCUAUGUCUAACAAUCAGCCUACCAGACCUGGUGAUCGUCUAUUCCAGGCCGUACAUCGAGAUAGUCCUGCAGAACCAAAUGGUACUGCACACAGUCCUGCGGGUGAAAGUGGUGGAGGCGGAAAUAAAGUCAUUACUCUUGGAGAACACGUUGACCACAUUGUCACAAAAGAUUACGGCCCGCCGCAUAGCUCGAGUUACAGACCAUACCCAAGUUACCAUGAUGAACAGUGGAAACGUAGGAAAGGUCCGGACGUAGAGCCUGCCAAGCCAGGAGACGAACGCCAGAUCAUCCGUGUGGCUCAGCAACAGCAACAGCAACAACAACAACAACAACAACAACAACAACAACAACAACAACAGCAGCAGCAGCAGCAGCAGCAACAGCAACAACACCCACAACAACAACAGCAACAACAACAGCAACAGCAGCAGCAGCCUCAGCAGCCACAGCCACAGCAACAACACCCACAACAACAACAACAACAACAGCAACCACCUCCAACUUCUAACAAGCAACAAUUCCAUCCAGUUGAACCAGUUUCACCACCCGAAACCACUACAAAUCACUACGCGCGUCGUUUUUACGAAACAACGACAACAACCACUGCCACUACACCUUCUAACAAGCCUCAUCUUUCUCCAUUGGACUAUGUAAAAAACAAAAUUGUUGAAGUGAUGAGAACAUCGGAAGACGAUAAAGCGAUAGGAGUUGUAGAUAGAAAUGGGGGGAACGGUGGCACUGAGAAGGAGGAAAAAACGGGUGUAGAAAGCCCUUCGGGAGGGGAAAUGGUUAUCGAUGAAAGUGGUAGCCAACCGCAACAACCACUCGUACCUGGACCUACAACUCUUUAUCCGUACAGUGCACUUGGUGUACAUGCUGGUCCUCCCCCAGCUCCGCAACCUGCUUCUUUUGCUAACAAAGCCGAACAAACACAGGCUGAACCUGCCCCUCUUCUCUCCGCCCAAUAUGAACCGCUCUCAGAUGAGGACUGAUCGAACGAAUAGCAUUAACGACAAUUUAUUGCAGUAACUGCUGCAAAGUAAAUUAAUACAAGGACUCAUCUACUUUAAAACGUAGAGAAUAUAACGAAUCGAUGACAAGAUUCGCGUAAUGAAUUAUUUCAUCGCAUGGUGCAAUUCGAUACUCAUUUGCCAAAUUUUUUUCUGAUCCUUAUACCUAUGUAGUAAGUGAUACGUGGUUGAAUCAUAUGUUUUAAUAUAGAUGUAUUUUUUAUUCCAUUUGGUAUUUCAAAUAGAUGUCAGAAUCGCUUAUCAAGAAAAUAAUUCCUCUGGCCAAGAAAAGAUGUACAUAGUGCAUUUUCAAGUUCAAUAAUGCCAGUCGUGAGUUAGGAGUAUAAAGAUGUACCUGUAACAGUGAGUUUUGGUCGAUAGCUUAUUGUUAAGUAAAAAUUGAAAAAUGUUAUGAAAUAGAAAAACUCACGUCAUAAACUAUUGGAUUACACACAUACAUGCCACUAUAUUACAAUCUCAUUUCAUUAAUAUGUCCAGUUUUCUAAUGGCGAAUCGGACUCACUGCACUGAUUGUGAGUGCGCCCUAUGUACACUUUCCCUAGAGAUAGAUUUUAACUGGAGUCAAAAUCUAGAGAGCUGGUAUUACAGUUAUAGAAAGAUUGGAAAAUAUUGCUUACAGCUUCGAAGGAUCAGAUUUGAGGAAUGUUUAUCAUUGAUUGAGCCCAACUUACUCGAAAAAAUUUAUCAUAAUAGAUUGAUAAAAUUUCAUUGUAAAAUAAACUGACGUAUAACUUUUCAAAUAAAUUAACGGCUAUUUACUUUUGAUAUAGGUAUGGGGGAGAUAAGAAUCGUCCAUGCAUCAAAUGACUAUGUAAUUUACCUUCGCUGAAGCGCUGGUAAGUACAGAUGAGGAGAAAAGGAAGGAGACCGAUGCUGGUUAUCAUUGAUUACUUAUAUAAAGACAUUGCAGCGCCAUUUUAUAUAUUUUAAUAUUCAGAAUUAUUUGCAUAAAGACAAAGAAUUGGCACCAUGCAUAAACUAAGACCUGUAGUUAAUUGAACGAAUCAAUAGAGCUCGCUAUUGAAAUGAGCAGCAUGGCAACAUGAAAAGUGUGAAAUGUCCGAGUUUAUAAUACAGACGCUUUUUGUAAAUAAUACUAAACGAUAAUACGAAGAUUAGAGUGUGUAUGUUUUUAUUUCGAAUGAGUCAACUAUGUGACCGAAAUUCAACUCUUUAAUUGUAAACCAGUGCGAAAUGUAGCGAGUAGUCGCAUAAAACGGUAAGAUACGUUUAUAUAAAUAGUAUGUUUUAAGGAGAACCCGUUUACUACUCUUUUUUUUGGUAAAGUGGAUUAAAAUGUAAUUCUAAGCGUUGUACAUAGUACAUAAUGUUAUUUUUAAGCUAAGUAAAUAAGUGAAAAUAAUUUUAGUUGACCAUAGCUUAAGUAUAUAUAUAUAAAUAUAUGUAUAUAUAUAUAUGUAUGUAUAUAUAUGUAUGUAUAUAUAUAUAUAAUUAUUACUAUAAUAAUAAUAUAGUAGCUAGCAUUUAGGAACCACGAACUGACUAGGGAACCCCUCCCAAGACUACGUUCUCUUAUAUAUGAAUAAACAACAAUUAAAACGAUUGAUUAUUAAUUAACGAAUGUGGAUUUUAUUUAAUUCAAUGACACACUGACUUUUUUAUAUAGCUUAAUUUUAUAUUUGUAUGAAAUGUGGUUUCAUGUGAGGACUGUGACUGUACUGAAGAAUCCAGGAUGAAGAUAGUGUGGACAAAGGGUGUCAGCAUUGAUUAACACAAUAAAAAGAAAUACCUGCAGGGUGUACCAAAUUAGAAACUCUCAUCUGUUUGUGCAAUUCACGUUUCUCUGCGUUCAGAGUCCCUGUAGGAACCUCUUUUUCUCCCAAAUUUCAACAUUUAUCAGCGAAAUAGUAUACAGAAAUGUUCUACCUUGUUAUGACAUCAUACAAGUGAGAAAUACUUUGAUAAUGAAUUUUUGAAGGUAGAUAGUAAUGAUGAAACGAUCCUUACUGGCUGGUGACUCGUUACUCAUUGUGAUUAAGAUCUUCACCCUGCAGAGAAUUCUUUCACACUGCUCUAUCUGAUCUAUUAUAUAUGCUCAUCUAUCAAAUUUGAAAUUUGUAAAACUGUCUUUAGUUUCUACAGCUUCAAUAUUUAUCUGUGUACUUGAAUUCCAGGGAUGCUUACAUUGGAUAUCACAAUAUCAAGUUCUUGUUAAGAGAAGUACUUAAUCAUACAGAAAUUUCCCUUAUCAGCACUAAACUCAAUACUGGAUAAUAAAGAUUUAGUCUCUAAAUUUCCGACUAUGAAUAAAUUUUCUGCUUUAAUUUUGUUAUCCUGACAGCAAAAAUGAAGAUGUAUACAUGAUAAACCAAAUGGCAAGGAUAUCAGCAGAAAAUAUAAUGCUUCCAGAAUAAGUAUGAAUGGUGAGAGUAUGAUCUGCUAGAACUUGAUAUAACUCACAAUCAGCCGAUGAUAAUUUAAGACAUGUUAGCAUCAUAGAAGGGAUUGAAAUACAAACAAGUUAAUAGUAUUACACUAUUACUUGUGAUGCUACUCCAGAAACAUUUAGCAUAGAAGACGUUGUAUUGUACUGUAACAUGUGUACCUAUAUAAUUGUAAAACGGCAUGUGAUCAUUGAUCGAUUAUAUUGACCAAUGGUUAUCUGAUGUCAAAGAGGCUGUACAGGAUCUACGCCGAGGCGCUCAUCCUCUCCUGAAAAUUGUAUCAUAAGUGAACGAAAUAUGAAUCUGCAAGAACUACAAUACUACCCGUAACAUUAUUACCAAUUGAAUAAAAAGUUAAUUACAAAUUAUAGAAAGCGAGCGCAUACCACGCCUACAGUAAAGUACAGAAUGUAACAUACACGAUAUUAUUAUCAAAAUAAUUCAAUGUAAAUUGUUAUUUUUGUUGAAAUAAAAAUCACCUCCGUUAUGAGAGGACCAAGUAA